Anopheles stephensi (Asian malaria mosquito) is the source of this 1979-nucleotide messenger RNA. RefSeq lists its product as uncharacterized. Gene Ontology annotation, biological process: oogenesis; negative regulation of translation. NCBI's taxonomy places the organism in Eukaryota, Metazoa, Arthropoda, Insecta, Diptera, Culicidae. The coding region runs from base 527 to 1294 and encodes 255 amino acids. The record is from RefSeq and is a predicted model, not a curated record. Gene Ontology annotation, cellular component: perinuclear region of cytoplasm. Gene Ontology annotation, molecular function: zinc ion binding; mRNA binding. The transcript is spliced from 2 exons.
GUAAAGAAAUGGUUUUCGCGAUCUUCUUGACUGGAGGAUGCAUUUUCUAUGAUUCACAAACCCUUUUUUAUUGUCACGCUUUAGUGGUGAUUGUUGUUGCGGCGGAAAUGGUUGAGAUGAACUUCAAUUGCAAGCUGGUAGUGGUAAUUGUGCUCAUAUGCGAGCGCAAUGGAGUGUUUUACUUGUAGCUGUGUACUUAGGUCCUUGCUGGUACCAUCUCCAAUACCACGCAUACAUAUGCGCCAACUGUUUAUGCGACCGUGCACGCGUUUGCUGAAUCCUUUCAUACCCAAAAUGUCCAUGCGUGGUAGUGGCGUUGCAAAGUGCGUAAGCUCGCGGCGAUCGACUCACUGUAACGCCGUUCGUGACUAUCCUUGUUGACCUGCAAUCAAGCAUCUUUGAAUUAAGUAUUGUGUUCGUUUUGUAGUGUGAAAUUAUUAAACCUGGCCAGUUUGCAACAUCCUUGAUAGGCCCCACAACAUCUUUUAUGUGAAGAAGCUCCCGUUUUCCCUCUUUGCCACACAAAAUGGCAGAAAGUCGAUGUAAAACCAAACAGAACGAUAGUGCCAUCAUGACGUCGGCACUUGAAAGUGCGAUAAAGUUCCUGCAAAGGUAUCCGGAGCUUACACAAUUUGUUGUGAAUAAAUCGAGCUACCAGUUUGACAUUCACUCCCUGAUCGUGGAUGCAAAAAAGAUGAAUCUGGCAGAGGCAGUGGAGGAUAUUCGAAAGGAAUUUGCCACGAACGGUUCCAGUUCUGAGUUUUGCGAUGAGAACCAGGGCUCUCUGGAGCAUAGCGUUUCUAUUGAUCCUAUUAAGCAAAACCGCCAAUCGGAAGACGCUCUUCUUACGGAAGAUGAGAGCACUAGAGUAGAGGAACCGGCGAACGAAAGCGCAGAAUGUAAUGUUUUGCAGGACAUUACAAAUCACACCAAGGAUAGACCGAGACGCAACUUGCGCAAAAACGGUUCCCAUCCGAAGCAUUGUGUGUUCUGCCACAACAACGGAGCUACCAGGGAAGAGUACGAAAGCCACCACUGCAAGGACGAAUGGGGCAAUGUAACCUGCCCUGUGUUGCAAAAUUUUGUCUGCUCACGGUGCAAUGCUACCGGGACGAAUGCGCAUACCGCCAAAUAUUGUCCCCAGAAGCCAAUCAUCACGCCGGAAGAUUGUGUGGCAAUUGAGAAACGAUGGCAGCAAAAACGUCGUCGCCGGCUGGUACAAGAGACAAUUGGCGCGAAUGGCCAAAGCAAACCGAUAGUCGAAACCAAAGCUACGUCUAGAAUACGUUUGUAAGAGGCAGCAUCGUUACGACAGGAUACGCUGGAGGGAUAUUUAUUUUUAUCUCUUUACCAAUUGCAAUGAACUCUGUGAGUUUCUCAAGCAAAUUAAGUUAAUCAAAGCCGUAACAAAAUGUUGGCUUUUCAUAUCAAAAGCUAUCGAAAAGGUAACUUAUGAUCUCUCUUUAGAAAGUAAAGACAGUAUUUAUUGGCAGGAGAUAAUCUUGUGCAAAAUGAAUAAUUUUGCGAUCGAAUAGGGUUACACCAAAGGAAGUGAACGAACUCAGGGAAAUUUCGUUAAUCGAUGCACUACGUUGAAAAGUGGCGCAUGCGGGCGUCAUCGGUAAAUAUCGAAAAACCGAGCUAGUUGAAGACAGUUUGAGCUCUUCAUAGAGAAGCUUUUGAAAAACAAGAGUAAAACGACAUAAAAUUAAUAUUCAUCAUAUUUAAUUCAAUUUAAUUACGAUCGAGACGUCUGCUAAUAACAAACCAUUCACGAUAAUGUUCGUUUAGGGCAACAUUAGGAGUAAGGUUAUCCACACAUAGGUUAACAAAACAGAGGCCUUGAAGAUCCGGAUUUGCUAUGCAAACGGAAUCAUUCAAUACGUGUGCUAUCCAUUUUCAUACCAUUUAAAGCUUUUGAUAUGCUCUAGAAGCAAUUUAAACUCCUCUAAAUAAACAUUUUUAGCGCGUAAAUUGAA